This is a messenger RNA of Gavia stellata (red-throated loon), 3232 nucleotides long. It is a transcript of the gene PCSK7, whose product is annotated as proprotein convertase subtilisin/kexin type 7. The record is from RefSeq and is a predicted model, not a curated record. The transcript is spliced from 15 exons. Gene Ontology annotation, molecular function: serine-type endopeptidase activity. Gene Ontology annotation, cellular component: trans-Golgi network; Golgi membrane. The coding region runs from base 1 to 2409 and encodes 802 amino acids. Gene Ontology annotation, biological process: protein processing. Lineage: Eukaryota; Metazoa; Chordata; Aves; Gaviiformes; Gaviidae.
AUGCCGCAUUGGAAGCGGAGGGUGCCGCUAUGGAGCGCAGGGAUGGAGGCCGCACUCUGUAUCCACACGUGCCUUUGGCUGAGCGCUGCCUGGAUCCCCCUCGCGUCGUCAGACGGACUGGCCUGCGGCGGGGAGUGCGCUCCUGGCACUGACGCCCGGCACAGCAAGCUGACUUGGGCUGUCAGCUUGGACGCGCCCGAGGAAGAGCUGGAGCAGCGGGCAGAGGAGCUGGCCCGGACUGCGGGGCUGGUGAACAUGGGCCGCGUCGGGGAGCUCAAGGGCCAUUACCUCUUCACCUACCAGCCCGACGGCCACGCGGCAAGCGAACCCGAAGCAAUAAGGAGGUCGGUGGACACUUUGUUUGCACAGCACGACAGCGUGCGGUGGCACUCGGAACAGAAGCUUCUGAAGCGCUCCAAACGCAGCCUGCACUUUAACGAUCCCAAAUACCCCCAGCAGUGGCAUCUGAACAACCGCAAGAGCCCCGGAAAGGACAUCAAUGUCACAGGCGUCUGGGAGCGGAACGUGACGGGGCGCGGUGUGACGGUGGUGGUGGUGGACGACGGUGUGGAGCACACCAUCAAAGACAUACAGCCAAAUUACAGCCCAGAAGGCAGCUAUGACUUGAACUCCAAUGACCCCGACCCCAUGCCUCACCCUGACGAGGAGAACGGCAACCACCACGGGACCCGCUGCGCCGGGGAGAUUGCAGCCGUGCCAAACAACAGCUUCUGCACAGUGGGAGUUGCCUACGGGAGCCGCAUCGCAGGCAUCCGAGUGCUGGAUGGGCCCCUCACCGACAGCAUGGAGGCCGUCGCCUUCAACAAGCACUAUCAGAUCAAUGACAUCUACAGCUGCAGCUGGGGUCCAGAUGAUGAUGGGAAAACCGUGGAUGGCCCCCAUCAACUGGGAAAGGCUGCCCUGCAGCAUGGCGUGAUAGCGGGUCGCAGGGGCUUUGGGAGCAUUUUCGUCGUGGCCAGUGGCAACGGCGGGCAACACAGCGACAACUGCAACUAUGAUGGUUAUGCCAAUUCCAUCUACACCGUCACGAUAGGCGCGGUGGAUGAGACGGGCUCCAUGCCGUUCUAUGCCGAGGAAUGUGCCUCCAUGUUAGCGGUGACCUUCAGCGGUGGGGACAAGAUGAUGAGGAGCAUUGUGACAACAGACUGGGAUUUGCAGAAGGGCACGGGCUGCACGGAGGGCCACACCGGGACGUCAGCUGCCGCUCCCCUUGCAGCCGGGAUGAUCGCGCUGAUGCUGCAGGUGCGGCCAUGUCUUACCUGGCGAGAUGUCCAACACAUCAUUGUCUUCACCGCCACCAAGUACGAGGAUCGUCACGCGAAGUGGGACAUCAACCAAGCCGGCUUCAGCCACAGCCAUCAGCACGGCUUCGGCUUGCUGAACGCCUGGAGGCUGGUGAACGCUGCCAAGAUCUGGGAGUCUGUCCCAUACCUCGCCUCAUACAUGAGCCCUCCACUGAAGGAGGGCAGGAGCAUUCCAUUACUCCCGCAGGAGCUGGAAGUCGCCUGGAACGUCACCACCGCCGACCUGGAGCUCUCCGGCAUGAGAACCCUGGAGCACGUGGCAGUCACCGUCACCAUAACCCACCCCCGCCGCGGCAACCUGGAGAUCAGGCUCUUCUGCCCCAGCGGCAUGAUGUCCCUGAUAGGGACCACCAGGAGCAUGGACUCGGACCCCAAUGGCUUUGCUGACUGGACCUUCUCCACGGUCCGGUGCUGGGGUGAGGAAGCAAAGGGCACGUACAGACUGGUCAUCAGGGACAUCGGAGAUGAGAGCCUGAGGCCUGGGACCUUGAAGCGGUGGCAGCUGACCCUGUACGGCUCCUCCUGGUCCCCAGCAGAGAUGAAGGAGCGGCAGAGGCUGCUGGAGGAAGCCAUGAGCGGGCAGUACCUGAGCAGUGACUUCUCCCUGCCCUGCCCUCCGGGGCUGGAGAUCCCCGAGGAGCAGCACUACACAAUCACAGCCAACACCCUCAAGACCCUCCUGCUGUUGGGAUGCUUUGCCGUGUUCUGGACUUUCUACUACAUGCUGGAGGUUUGCCUGACCCGCAACAAUGUGGGACUUGACCUGACCUGCAACGGCUCGACCGCCUGCAAAUGGUACCAGCAGGGAGGGAAGCACAGAGCCCUGGAGAGCGGCCUGGAGAUGGAGUCUGUGCCGCUCUACCGGGAGAAGGACAUCGAGGACGUCGAGAUGGAGUGUGAGCACCCAGAGCCGGCCCAGGAGGACGAGGGGGAGGAGGGGUCCUGGACCCCCACCCACCCCAAACUUCCCAGCAGCAGCAGAGCUGCGAGCUUCCUUGAGGCAGCCCCCGCCGGAGCAGGGUUCCUUGGCCGGGAGGCGACGGCCGAGCUCCUCUCGGACCACAGGGAGCACCAGACGUGCUAGCUGGGGCUGGGGGUUUGGGCUGUGUCCCUCCCACUCGGUACGUCCUCCCCAAGCACGGGCAGCAGAGACUUCCGGAGCCACCGGGGACCGUUGCCGUUGUGUUCUGCGGAAGGUGGUGUUGGAAGUGGCUCGGAAACAAGGAGAAAGAGUGCUGGCAGCGGAAGGGGAGGUAACCUUUCCCUCGCUCUGGAAAACAAAGCAAGCCUUAAACCCAUUCCUAACGGAGCCCGCCCUGCAGCGAUACUCAGGGCUUCCCUUUGUGCGUGGAGCAAGGCCCCGGUGCCGAUGCCGAUGCCUCCUGGGCACAUGGCAGCCCUGGCAGAGCUCCGCACAGAGACCCCUGCAUGCCACGGCUCCCGCGGCCUUGCAGCACAGGGAAGAAGUGUCGCUUUGUCCCCAAUUUCUGCAGAGUGAGCCUGGAAAAUGUGGCAGGGCCCCUGGCAGCUGCCUCUGCAGGCAGGGACCCCAACAGCACUGUCGUUUGCCUGCCCCGCUGGGCUAGGAGCUGGCCAGUACCCACCAGUUACGCCCAGCUUAGAAGCAGGGAGUCGUUUCGCCCAUCUCCAACCAGCGCUUGCCCCCUGUCCCCUGUGCUCUGACCCCACUGCCUCCUCCUCAUCUCCCGCAGGCACGCGAGCAGCUGUGCAGCUGGGGAGGCAGAAGGCAGCAGGGCUUUCUCGACCGUCCUGCUCAGGGGGGCUGGACGGGGCUGUUGCUGCUGCGGCGGGCACAGGAGUGCCCCUGGCAGCAGGUAUCGUGGCAGCGCCAGCUCGCUGCAGCCGCUUCCCCCAGGUGCCUCCCCGCCGCUUGCUGGGGCACCAGU